This is a messenger RNA of Mercenaria mercenaria, 10181 nucleotides long. RefSeq lists its product as uncharacterized. Lineage: Eukaryota; Metazoa; Mollusca; Bivalvia; Venerida; Veneridae. Gene Ontology annotation, cellular component: signaling receptor complex. Gene Ontology annotation, molecular function: transmembrane receptor protein tyrosine kinase activity; ATP binding. The coding region runs from base 675 to 4730 and encodes 1351 amino acids. The transcript has 19 exons. The record is from RefSeq and is a predicted model, not a curated record. Gene Ontology annotation, biological process: positive regulation of kinase activity; cell surface receptor protein tyrosine kinase signaling pathway; multicellular organism development.
CGCAGCUGGAUUUAUGUUUCAGAUAUAAAAGGUCGCAGUCUUAUUUCCUAUUUUUUAUUUAUCGUUGCAUGUCUGCUGGUACAUUAAAGGGAUUAUGUAUGCUUUAUCGGGACUUUAGUUUCAAAGCUAUUUCGCUUUUGGUCGUAUAGAAAUAAGAUCUUGUGGAUACUUGUGAAGUUGUCAAGUUAUACGAAGUGGUGUUUUUUUUUUCCCCAUGUUUUGUAAUUUGAGAUGAGCUUAAUUGUUUUUGUCUAUAAAACCGUUAUUGACAGCUAUCUAUUUUUAUAGAUCAGAGGUUUGCUAUUGAAGGUAUCUUGAUUUUAAAACAUUAACUGAAGAAAGACGCGUUUAUUUUAGAACGCAAAAACAUUCCUACACUGUCAGGCUAGGAUUACUCUACUUGCCGCCUUUAUUGAUAUACCAUUAAAGGGGAUAAUUUUACUAAGUGCGAAAACCCGUUUAUUUACAAACAGACAAACAGUUUGACAUUCAGGCUAGAGAGGAAGUGUCUGUAUAUAUACAGGAUUGUCGGAUUUACAAGUGAUUUGAUUUAAUUCCGUGUGGGUAAAUAAAAGUUCCCUCUGAUUAAAAAUGAUUUUUGAAAAGUUCUUUGAUAUAACAUGAGGAUAUGUAUCAUGACAGAAAGAAAGCAAAGGAUUGGCUAAUGUGUUACUAUGGCAACAAAGGAUUAUGGGAUAUGGUUUUUCCUGUUGUUGUUGUUAAUUCGUCCAGAAGAUGUCCAGUGCAGAUGUUUGAAGGAUAAACCUGCAGUCCAGUAUAAGAGGCAUUUGUUUUACCAUGGAGAGAGUAUACCUAUUGUUCUGGAGACCUCUAAGAGGGCGUCACAUAACAUCACCAACCACAUCCUGAAAAUCUUGCUCGAGGAAGAAGUGGGGUAUGAGAAGGUGGAAAUUAGAACAAAGGACUCAAUGAAUGCCACAGCCAUUAUGAACAGGAUCUCCGGCUGUCCUGAAACUGGGUGUUUGGACUCUACGAUAAGAAGUAGACCCGAGACAAUGGUUAAUACCGAGGUGUGGAUGAUGGCUGGAUUCAGUAGAGUUCCGUGGACAAGUCGAGGAAAUGUAAUAGAUCUUGGACCACUAGGGCCAUUUGGAAGGUUGGGUUGGUUUAUGCCGUCGAGCACCGUGGAUCGUCUGUGGAAAGACAACAUCAUUGCCGAUCACUGGAGGGCACUGAAUCUUCCGGCUGUGAUUCGAAACUUUACUCUAGCGGAACAGAUUGAUCGUAUUAAAAGUUUGACACAUACCGGUGAUCCGACUCAUAAAUAUUACUGUAACAGCGGAGACUGUGUUGAAGGAAUCUACUAUGGCCCCAAGUGCAGCCCAACAAACAUGUAUACAUGUGCUACAUUGCUAUCAAGCUACCCAGAUAUGGAUAUGGGUGCAUUGAAAGCCCAGGUACGAAAUCUAAGUCUCCCAGUCAACAUAGCUUGGAUAGGGCCUAAUCUUAGAGAAUUUGUUGACGAACGUGUGAGCAGAAAUCUUCCGGUACUGUUCUUCAGCUGGGAUCCAAACAUUUUAACUGCAGGGAAACUUUUUACAAGAAUUAAAUUCCCAUUAUGCCAAAAUGACCUAACCCGCCUACCGAUGGACUGCGAUUUUGGCUUGAACCAGUUCACAAAAGUUGUGUGGUCCAAGCUAAAGACGAGCAUUCCAGAGGCAUAUCAUGUGAUAUCGAAAUUAAAAUUCCACCAAGAUGAAUACAUCAGGUUAUUACAGAUGUUCAGAAGUUAUUCUUACGCAGAUGAAAUUGCAUGUGCCUGGAUUCAAAAUCACAAAAAAAUCUGGAAAUUAUGGUUGCCAGACAAUUUAUCCAACAAAACGAGAAUCUAUUUAGGAGGACUUUUCCCACUUACAGGGCAGUACUGGAUGGAGCCAGGGCUUGUUCAAGGUGGUGAGUUAGCCCUGGACCUGAUCAACCAGGAUCCGACUAUUCUACCUGAACACCAGCUUGAACUGGUUGUUAGCAACAGUGAAUGUCUACCGGAUGUUUCUAUGAAGGCCUUUAUAAAAUACAUCACAAAUGCUACAGUGCCUAUAGCCGGAAUACUUGGUCCAGGCUGCUCUGAUGAAGCCGGGCCCAUCGCAGCUUUAUCAAGACAUUUUAACAUGCUGGUAAUUAGCUAUGGAGCAGAAGCCUCGUCAUUGUCGGACAGACAGAAAUACCCGUACUUUUACCGGACCAUUCCACAGGUGGACCAUCACAAGUUUGUGUAUGAAAGUUUCUUCAAAGCCAUGCACUGGAAACAGGUUGGUGCUAUUUCCGAGGGUGGUCACGAAUUUCCCAAUUACCAUCUCCUGCUGCAGGAGCAUUUGCAGCAUUCAGGAAUAUCAGUGGUUGUUAAACGUAGACUGGUGCGCAACUUUAAUCUAAAUGAACUUGAUGUGUCACAGAUAUUUGCUGAUCUGCGAGCACAGAAUGUUAGAGUGAUUAUCGCCGACGUAUUUGUGUUUGCUGCACGAGCUGUGAUGUGUGAGGCUUGGAGACAGAGGAUGACUGCACAUGAAGGUUAUGUUUGGUUUUUACCGUCCUGGUAUGCCAAGCAUUGGUGGGACGUGGAUUACUACAACAGUCCACCGAGCCCCGGAGAUAAUCGUCCGCAGGAACACAUACCAUGUACUACAGAAAAUAUGGAGUAUGCGGUAGAUGGACACUUCAUUUUGCAGAAGACAUUUUCUGAUCCGGACAACACACGUGUUGUCGGAGGGAUUACCAUCAAACAAUACAAAGACCUGUACAAGUUACGUGUAGGAAAAGCGGACUUUGAUGAGACACCAUUUGCCUCCUUUGUGUAUGAUGCUGUUUGGACAUAUGCUAAGGCCCUGGACAGAUUGCUGAGAAGACGUCCUGGGGCCCUGGAAGAUAUCCACUCAAAUGAUAAUACAAAUAUUUUUGUGGACGAAAUCAAUAAGACUAAUUUUCAAGGGGUGUCGGGCCAUAUCCAUUUUAAUGGGGGAGACAGGCCAGGAACCAUUUCUAUUGUGCAAUAUUUUCUCAAUGAGACACGCCUUAUUGGUCGUUAUGAGCCAGGUCCUGACAACCAGAAAGGGACUCUUGAAAUAAAAAGUUCAAGUCUAAGAUGGUUGACAGUAGGCGGAAUGAAACCAACAGAUGGAAAUCCAGAGGAGCAGCAUUGUGUUAUUGAAGGUUUUCGCGUGUUGUUCAACAUAACAUGUGAGCUGGCCAUUGUGAUAGCCAAUGUAAUGGCCUUCGGUACCUUCGUUAUCAUCCUUAUAUGUGUCCUUAUCUUCUUCAAAGUCAGGUACGAUAAAAAGGUGAAGGCCACACAUCAGCGUAUGCGGGAACUUGGAUUGCUGACUAAUGACUUCUCCCAGUGUUUCUCCUUAGAUGAAUGGGAAAUUCCUCGAGAAAAAGUUGUGCUUAAUCGUAAGUUAGGAGAAGGUGCAUUCGGGACUGUUUAUGGUGGUGAGGCCCAGAUCGAUGAGGAGGAAUGGGUGGCCGUAGCUGUCAAAACACUGAAAGUUGGCUCAUCAGUCCAGGAGAAGGUUGAUUUUCUGAGUGAAGCCGAGUUGAUGAAAAGAUUUAGUCACCAGAAUAUUGUAUCAUUAUUGGGUGUGUGUACGAGAGAAGAGCCAGCGUACUUCAUCAUGGAGUUCUUACUGCAUGGCGACUUAAAAACCUACCUCCUGUCAAGACGUAACAUGGUGGGCUCUCUAGCCAAGGAAGCUGAGGAUGUGAAUGCCCACAACCUUACACAGAUGGCCCUAGAUGUGGCCCUAGGGCUCAGAUAUCUUCAUGAUCUCAAAUUUGUACAUAGGGAUUUAGCAUGCAGAAACUGCCUCGUGAAUUCCAAUGGAAUGGUGAAGAUUGGAGACUUUGGAAUGACGAGACCUGUCUGUGAUACUGACUAUUAUAGGUUUAAUAAGAAAGGUAUGUUGCCUGUUAGAUGGAUGUCGCCGGAGAGCCUCUCAGAUGGUUAUUUUAGCACCAAAUCCGAUAUCUGGAGUUACGGCAUCCUUAUAUACGAGAUUGUUACAUUUGGAAGUUUCCCGUACCAGGGACUGUCAAACAGUCAGGUACUGGAGUUUGUGAAGAAUGGAGGACGUUUAAAUCUGCCAAGAAACUGCCCUGAAGAUUUAUGCAACUUCAUAUAUGCAUGUUUGGAAGUGGAUAUGAAUGAUCGACCAGAAAUUGAAGACACUAUCGAUGAUCUCACCAAAAAUACGGAACUUUUACAACCGUGUCUGAAUGCUCCUACCACCAGUGUUGUGAUAGAAGAUUUGGAAUCAUUUGAAAUCCCACCCGCCUCGUGUCAGAACACUGUCACGCAAUCAAAUGCUAUCAAAUUUAGCUCAUUGAUAAAUAGACGUUCAUUCUACGGGAGUUCUUCCCAGGAAAAACUUAACAGUGUUAAACGUUGGAGUGGCUCACACGGUGUGAAAAAUGUAACAGCGAAAUCGGGCUUCAUGCCUUUUUUUCCGAUAACAGUCGGAAGACCAAGAAGUAGCAGUGUAGGGUCGCCACUUGACUUUGAUUAUGAAAAACAUAACACUAACGAUAGUUCAAAACCAACCUCUCCAUCAAGAACUAGAAAAGACAAAUCAAAACGUCACUCAGAAGAGUUUUCAAGUUCAAGUUACAGUAAAUAUAUUCCGUUGCUAAGCAACUCGUACUAUAGCAGGGACCAGUCUAGUGAUUACUAUAGUGAUACUUCCAAAGAAAUGUGUCAAAAUAUAACCUCAGUAUGACAAUGAAGCACAGUACAACCAUUAAUUUAACUGCUGAAUUUCAAACAUUUACACUGUCCUAAAUUAGUAUUAAUUUUGCUGCUGAAUUUCUUUAGUAGUCAAUGACUUGAGCAACUACUGCUAAAUUAUCAUUGAUAUUACUGCUGAAUUUCUGUAAGUCAAAGAUUUAAAACAGUUUUACUGCUGAAUUAGUGGUCAUUUUACUGCUGAAAUUCUACAGCCAACAAAUAUUAAAGUAAUUUUAUUGCCGACUUACAAAAUACAUUAUCAGUGUUGUAUUGAUUAAUUUGAAUAACCACCACAGACAUCAGCAAUUCUACUUCUGAACUGUUCUCAGUUUUACUGCUGAAUUUCUUGUAAGAUGUCACUUACUUACAUUUAAGAAAGGGUUGUACUGUGCUUCUUUGUGAUUUUAUUGUUUACUAUGUUAGGGCAGUAAGUCAGUAAGAGCCACAAUAUCCUGUUUGAAGUCCCAUAGUUAUAGGUUAUUAGAUUUGUAUCGAGAAAUAUGCUUGAGUUCUGUGGCGGCGGAAAUAUUGCGCAACUUAAGGAACGCAAUAUUAUUCCGCGAAAGAACGAGUGCAUAUUUCUUGAUGCAAAUCUAAUAAUCUUUUUAUUACAUACGGUGAAAUUGAAAAUAUCAUUGUUAAAGAACUUUUAAACGCAACCACAUGCAUGAAACUGACGUCACAAAUGACGUCACACAUCCAAUAUGAAAUGAAAAAAUAUGGGUGAAAUUGAAAAUAUCGUCAUUAAAGAACUUUUAGACGCGACCACAUACAUGAAACUGACGUCACAGAUAAGAAAUUUGAACGUCAGUAUGAAAAAAUAUUGACGUUUCAGGUUCCAUUUAAAAUUUAACAAGAGUUAUCAAAUAAGCAUGUAAUAAUUCCUUUUAUUUGCGCCUACCAUCUCUCACAGAUUUGUAUUGCUUAUCUAAAAAAAUCAAGAUAAAUGCAUCCUCCUGCAUCAGCAUAGCUAUGUCAUUGAUACAGGUUUUUCUUGUGACAUUAUGGUAUAACAAAAUGAGGAUGGUCAUUGGUUUGUGACAUCUUUUUGUCGUAAUACUUGAUAAUGUGAAAAAUGAUGUGAUAAAUCCCAUAAUUAGCUUAUAUAACAAAGCUGCUUGUAUAUUACAUAGCUGAUAGCUUAAAGGUAGAAAUUCCUUCAAAUUUCUAACGUUGGUAAUACGAAGCUACCUUCUUGGAGCUAACCCCUCUGUUAAGGCUAAAAUUUGAUUGUUGUAAAGCGGUUGUUGCUCUGUACAGGUUAAUUUACUGAUAUUCUAAUCUAAUAGAAAAUCUAAUGUUAUAGGAAAAAAAAUAUUGACCUUUAUAGUGAGGUGUUUGCUCUUCAGAUGUAUUAUAAACUGAGGUUUUGCUGUAGUGCUUACUGAUUUACUGUCGCCGACUGUGAAGUGUUAUAUAUAAUAUAGACUUGUGUUUUACUACUACUGUGUUUUAUGUGUUCCCUCAGAAACAUUCCAGACAACUAUACAAUCAUUCCCAUAUAAUGUCUUUUUGUAUGUGUAAUUUAUUUCCUUCUUAUAUGUAUUUUAACAUCAUUGUUUUGUAAUACCUGUGUAUGCAUAUGUGCUUAACCCUUAGCCUGCUGGCGGCAGAUGAUUCUGCCUUUGCGACCAGUGCAGACCAAGAUCAGCCUGCACAUCCGUGCAGUCUGAUCAUGGUCUGCACUGUUCGCUAUAAAUGAUAAAUGGUACUGUCCAAAUUGAAAGAUGGACCAGUCCAUUAUAGAAAUUUAGCAGGGUAAGGGUUAAAUUUCUUUCAUUUUCGUCUUGCAUUUGCAGAUUCUGAAGCUUUAUUCCAUGUUUUACUUUUAAAGGGGCAUGCCUACAAAAGUUCAUAAGGUUUACUGCCCACCAAUCCAAAGGCUCACCAGUCCGAAGGCCCACCAGUCCAAAGGCUCACCAGACUGAAGGCCCACCAGUCUGAAGGCUCACCAGUCUGAAGGCUUACCAGACCAAAGGCCCACCAAUCCAAAGGCUCACCAGACCAAAGGCCCACCAGUCUGAAGGCUCACCAGACCAAAGGCCCACCAGUCUGAAGGCUCACCAGACCAAAGGCCCACCACUUUGAAGUCCAGCCAGUCUAAAAUUGAAGAAUGAAUUUAGUUAAUUUUAUGUUAUUCCUGUUAUUAGAAAUGUAAGAAAAAAAACACAAAAUGUUGCAUAGCUGUGAUAUGUACAGUUGUAUAUUUCAUCCAGAAUGUAUUUAUCUUUUUAGAUUGACUAUUCAAAGAAUAGGUAGAGCUAUUGCACUCAUCCUUUCACUGGCUUUCGAGUCAGUGUCCCGAUUUGUUCAAAUGUUUAUAUGUAAGCUGGUAUUUCAGAAAUAAUUUGUAGAAAUGGAUUGAAAAUUCACAUGCUUCAUGUGAUGAACAGAUUUACAGUGCACAGGUUCCAUAACUCGAUUUUUUUUUGUUUCUUGUAAAAUUAUGCCCAUUUUGGAGUUCACAGUUGUCUAUUAAAUUUCUGUAUGUUAGUUGACAUCUCAGUAUUGUUGGUUAAAGUUUUUGAUAAAGUCAAAUAUUUCUGUUACUAUCAAAGCUAUUGAAUUGAAACUUAAAAUACUUAUAUACUAUCAAAGUCUACACCAGGAGAAACAAUCCCCAUAACUGAUUUGAAUCUUGACAGAGUUAUGCCCCUUAUUAACUUAGAUUUUUUUGUUAAAUUUUUUGACAAAGUCAAAUAUCUCUGUUACUAUCAAAGCUUUUGACUUGAAACUUAAAAUAGUUAUUUACUAUCAAAGACUUCACCAGGAGAAACAAUCCCUUUAACUCUGAUUUGAAUUUUGACAGAGUUAUGCCCCCUUUUAACUUAGAAAUUUUUGGUUAAAGUUUUCGAUAAAGUCACAUAUCUCUGUUACUAUCAAAGCUUUUGACUUGAAACUUAAAAUAGUUAUUUACUAUCUAAGUCUACACCAGGAGAAACAAUCUUCAUAACUCUGGUUUGAAUUUUGACUGAGUUAUGCCCCUUUUUAACUUAGAAUUUUUUAGUUUUAUGAAGUUUUUACUGGCAAAGCUCUAAUUCAGAGUCAAGCACUGAGAUAAGUCGAGCAUGCUGUUUUUUGGACAUCUCUUGUUUUACUUUAGAGUUCAUUCAGUUAAUUUUCUGUAGUGACAAGUCUGUUGAAUAAUCGAGUGUUGCUCUCCUCCCGGAGCUUUUGUUUGAAUGAAAACUAUUUUAAUGUCCUGCUACAUUUCAUGGAUUGACUCAUAUCCCAUUUUGAAAGUGAACAACUUUUUUAAAACAUUUAUUUUGACAUUUGAUUUAUAUUAAUUGUGAAUAACACUAGCUAAAAACUAGUGCUACUAUUUUACAUUUUGUACAGAUUUGAAACAAAAUAAUAUACAACAAAAGCGUGUUUAAAUCAAUUUUAAUUUUUCGAAUUGGUUAUCGAAGGUAUUAAUUCACCUUGGCUAUGCCCUCAUGGAAUUAUUCAAGGGACUCUUAAGUCCCUUUGUCAUUAUUAAAUAUGUUAAGAUCUAUGUUAUUUAUUAUAUAAAUUCCAAAACUUUAACAAGUUUAACCUCAAAAGUUUCUAACAGUGUAACAGUUAACCUCAAUGUAAUGUUAAGUUUUAAAAUGUAUAUUGUUUUUAUUGACAUUUUUAUAUAAGGUUCUCAUAUUUUAAAACUGGUGUUGAGAAACCAGUCUCUGAAUUCAAGUUAACCAUUGGUCAAUUUCAAGCUUGCAGUCAGAAUUAACCAAUCAAAUUCUUGAGAUUUGAAAUUGGUUCUUUGCUUUCUUGGAUAUUUUUUUUUACAAUUUUUACUUGUUAUUUUUAAUGUUUCUAUUAGAUUUAUCACACAUCUUAUAUUGCAUAAUUUGUUUAUUUUUGAAGAACAUCUUUGUCAUUUUCGAAUAUAAAAAGUGCUUGUUUUAUGCCUAAAGUGCAGCCAUUGUGAUAAGGUGCUAUCUUUUUUGGGAACAAAGUUUUAUAUGAAUAUAUUAUAGUCCGCUUACCAUAUUUACUUUCCUAUAAGUUGGUCACAGCCAUUUAAGUUGAGAUGAUGCACUGCAUUAAAGUAGCGGCCAUGUAAUGACGAUUGUCAAAAUCCAUUCCUGAUAAAGUUUUCUCUGUAUGUGAUUUUAGCAUUUCCUGGUCACUGUGGAAAGGUACCCUCUUGUCUGCACUACAGUUAUGGCCUAAGAUGUAGAAAUAGCAAACAAGAAUUAUAUGUAAUAACAUUGAAAUUGCUGCUUGUCAUUUAGGGUCCACACCUUAAUUGAUGUAAUUACUUUUAACAAAAAUAAACUUUUGGCAACUGUAAGUUACUGUACUAGGUUUAUACCGAGAAAUAUUUGGGAGUGCAACAUUAAUCUGCAAAAGAGAAAGUGCAUAAUUUUGAUGCAUAGAUAAUAUUCUUUUUGAUAAUAUUCUAUGUUAAUAAACUGAUACAUAUUUUGUCAUUAAGACUGAAUAAUGUUUUUUUUUUUUAAAAAAAAAGCAAUGUAAUUUUUUAUGUGAAGACACGCAUAUAUUUAGUAAAAAAUUGAGUAUCUAGCAUUUUCCAAACAAUGACUGCUUGAUCAGUAAAUUACAUUAGGUUAUAAGUAUUUCACUCUAACAUACACAACACUGUAUUGAUCGACAAAUUAAAUUUUAUGUUUUUAAGUUUGUCUAAAGCACUCCUCUAAAAUUCUUGUUAUUUUGAAUGAAUUAUUAUCAAGCCUAGUUGUUUAUGAUAUUGUUAUUCCUACAAAUAUAAUGAUCAAGAAAUGUUAAAGAUUCAAAGUGUGUGGAAUUAGCGAAUACAGCAUAUAGGUGAAAAUUUGAACAUUUCUUAAACAGUUUGACCAACUAAACUGAAAAAUUAUCUUCAGUGAUCUACACAUGAAUUCAAAAAGUAUGUGUUGGUAAUAUGGACAUGUUCUGUAAGUUUUGUUCAAUCAGUAUCUAUAGUAACAAAACAAUUGAAAUGAAACACAUUCUUUUGCAGUAAUUAACGUUAAAGGCUGUCAAUCAUUUUUCCAAAACUUAAGUACAUGUAUUGAAUUUGAAGUGAGCUUUAAGUCUAUUCAGGUAGGUCAAUGUUCCAUUAGAACAUAACUAAGUAAGUUAGAUUGUGUGAAUGUUCCAAAACUAAGUCAAUUAUGUUCUAAGUACCAAAGAGUCACAAUAUGUUUUUAAGUUAAUUUGAAUUCCUGAUUGUGUGAAUGUUCCAGUACUAAGUCUUCAGGGAUUUUUUUAAUGUUCCAAAGAAAAAGAAAAUACAGUGUUGAUAUCAGAUCUAUCAAUGGCUGAAACUAGGUAGAAAUCAGAAGUGCCAUUGAAGUAACUGGCUGAAUUAUUGUCAAGUGUCUACUUAAUAUACUAAAUGGAUCAGAUUUUCAUUAUGUAACUAUGUCAUUUUAUGUCUUAUAUGAAUUAGUUUUUUCACUAUGUGUGUUUCUACUGUUAUGAUCUUGAUUAAAUUAUUUUAAAAUAA